Molecule: messenger RNA, 1032 nt
Organism: Didymodactylos carnosus
Lineage: Eukaryota; Metazoa; Rotifera; Eurotatoria; Philodinida; Philodinidae
Source: the annotation of a GenBank genome assembly
UACCGGUCUUUGAAGGCCUAGCGGCAGCAUUCAUGGUGGUAUUCGGAAUCAGCAUCGUCGACUACCUAUAGUCCAGUCGGUUUCGUUGAAAAAGCGAUUUAUCAGUUGGGGAUCAUUCCUCGUCAGUCACAAACAUUUCUUGUAAAUAACUUUCUUGAUUACAUCUUGCUGGUCGAGAUUCAGCCUAUUGCUUUUAUGUAUUUAAAUGAAAAAUGUAUGCAAAUGAUGCCUGAAACAGCUCCAGAAAUGUUAAUGAAUUUCCUAUGUAAUGUAGAAGAUGAGUAUUUUAUUAUAAACAUAUCAACAUCAAGUGAUGAUCAAAUAACGGUCGAUGAAACAAAUCAGUUAUUAGAUGAGCUUUACCUUAUUGUAGUUCGAAACACUAAUUUAUCAGAAGUAGAUAAAAAACAUAUUGAAAGGAUCAUAAAUAGUUACGAAAUAAUAUGGUGGUUUCGUGUUGAUAGUGGCGCCUCUAUUGAAUUUUUUUUUCCUUGUAUUACUUUACUGAAAAGUAAUACUAAUUUUAUCAAUAUUACUGUUACUGGUAACACUAAUGCUGCUAGUAUUACUGUUACCAGUAACCGUAAUAUAUACAAUAUUUGUAUUACUGGUAACAGUAAUAGUAAUGUGCCAUCCCUAAUGUCCAACAAAAAUAUAUCAAACUAUUAUUAUAAUGCAAAUAUAUUAAAAGCAUUAGAUUUAUUAAAUAAAGGUGAUAUAGGAUCUUGUAACUUUUAUAUUAAUGUUCAUAAAAUGACUAAUCAAUUUGAUGAAACAACAUUUUAUUUAUUACAAGAAUUAAUAUAUUCAUUAAGCGUUAGUCAAAAUAUAAAUUAUGGUGUAUUAUUAAAUUUAUUAAUUGAAAAUGAACGAAGAAAUUUUGAAGAACAUGCACUUAUAACUGGUUUUAGAAGAGAUAGUUUUAGAACCAAUAAUGCAAGAUUUACAGCAUUAUUACGUCAACAAGGUGUACUUACAAAAUUUCAAUUAUUGUUCGAUCUUUUCCUUUCCUUGUUUCUUAUAUAUAUCUAG